Molecule: messenger RNA, 1362 nt
Organism: Phodopus roborovskii (desert hamster)
Lineage: Eukaryota; Metazoa; Chordata; Mammalia; Rodentia; Cricetidae
Gene: Prr7
Product: proline rich 7, synaptic
Exons: 3
Coding region: 387-1196 (269 amino acids)
Source: RefSeq, a predicted model, not a curated record
CGCCCCGCGCCUCCAGCCCAGCACUCGGAGCGGCUUUCGCUGCCACUGUCUGCUCCCUCGGGCCGCCGCCUGCUCCAAGCUGGGGCUUCUGUCCGCUGGGCCGCUCGUCCCGAGGCAGGAAGACGAGUUCGAGGAGGAUGCCUGGGCCCGUCGCUCGCGGCCCCGGGUGAAGCAGGCCCGCGCCGGCCGGCGCCAUGGAAAGGAGCGGGAACCAAAGUUGCCCCCCGCCGGCAUGCGCGCCCAUUGAGCCCCGCCGCAGGCAGCCCCCGGCCGCAGGUCCCCAAGUGACGCUGGCGGCACCUGGGAGCGUGGCGCGGCCCCGGGGCCACGCCGAGGAGCCCAGCGUCCAGUAAAGCUGCCGAGGACCUGCCGCUUGCGCCGCAGCCAUGGUGAUGUCCCAGGGCACCUACACGUUCCUCACGUGCUUCGCCGGCUUCUGGCUCAUCUGGGGUCUCAUCGUCCUGCUCUGCUGCUUCUGCAGCUUCCUGCGCCGCCGCCUCAAACGGCGCCAGGAGGAGCGACUGAGGGAGCAGAACCUGCGUGCUCUGGAGCUGGAGCCCCUCGAGCUUGAGGGCAGCCUGGCUGGAAGUCCUCCGGGCCUGGCGCCGCCACCACCACCGCACCGCAGCCGUCUGGAGGCGCCUGUGCACGCGCACUCGCACGUGCACGUACACCCGCUGCUGCACCACGGGCCCGCGCAGCCGCACGCGCACCCGCACCCACACCAUCACGCACUGCCGCACCCACCGCCACCGCACCUCUCCGUGCCGCCUCGGCCCUGGAGCUACCCGCGCCAAGCGGAAUCGGACAUGUCUAAGCCGCCGUGCUACGAGGAGGCGGUGCUGAUGGCCGAACCGCCGCCGCCCUACAGCGAGGUGCUCACGGACACUCGCGGCCUCUACCGCAAGAUCGUCACGCCCUUUCUGAGCCGCCGCGACAGCGCGGAGAAGCAGGAGCAGCCGCCUCCCAGUUACAAGCCUCUAUUCCUGGACCGGGGCUAUACUUCGGCGCUGCAUCUUCCCAGCGCCCCGCGGCCCGCCGCCCCCUGCCCCACCCUCUGUCUGCAGGCUGACCGCAGCCGCCGGGUCUUCCCCAGCUGGACCGACUCAGAGCUCAGCAGCCGCGAGCCCCUGGAGCACGGAGCUUGGCGCCUGCCAGUCUCCAUCCCCUUGUUCGGGAGGACUACAGCCGUAUAGAGGGGCGCCCGGCGUCCCGGGCCCCACGGGCGAACUCCUAGCCUGACUGCGGGGCUUUUUAAAUGCUUCCCUUGGACUGCAGGGACGGGUGGGGGGAGGGUGGGAUUUCUUACCCCGUUUGUUACAUUUUGAGGAUAAUAAAGGUGUGUGAUCUGCUUUGGUACAA